AUGACGGGUAAUCCGGGUGGAACGCCCGGGAAAACGAGUACUGCGCGGAAGGGGCGGGGCAGGGGCGGGGCGGAGCCGGUGGGGAGGUCUCCCCUGUGGCCCCGGGCGCCUGCGCAAAUCAGCCCUCUGGAAGCUCCAGCCGUCGGGCCGCGCUUCACGUCUUCUCGCGCUUGCUGUCUCCUCAGCCUCCAGUCGCUUCGCUUCACCGGACGCCAUGCCCCGCCUGCUCGUUCUUUGCCUACUUCCCCGCCGCCGCGUGACCCAAUUGGGGCUCCAACCCGGCCGCCGCCUGGCCCGCUCGGAGUCCCGCCGCCGCCAGCACCGCAAGUCGUCUGUGGACAGCGCCGUUGCGCUCGUGAUGGUUUUUGCGACCUUCUUAGCACCGAGCGGGUAUGUGCUGAGCAAUCUGAGCGACCUCAGAAGAGCGUAGGUGGAAGAAGCUGUGGAGCUGCGUUAACACCCGAGGAGCUUUCAGAAAAAGCGGUGGCUUGCUUAAAGGAGGAAAAGCGUUUAGCUGGGCUGACGCUGCAGCCAUUGUGGGUAUUCAGUUCACAACCGUGUGUUUUUGUGAAAGCUGAUGAGAAUUUCAUGAUGAAAAAUAGAAUAAGAAGAACGGCAACAGAAGGUCAGGGAUGGCGGCGGUCACGCCAUCAAAUGUAUUUUAUGGGAGUGAAUGCACGUAUCUAGCGGCAUCAACAUUAAAAGAUUAGAUAUGUAGCAGUAA
This is a messenger RNA of Leopardus geoffroyi (Geoffroy's cat), 724 nucleotides long. RefSeq lists its product as uncharacterized. Lineage: Eukaryota; Metazoa; Chordata; Mammalia; Carnivora; Felidae. Bases 1 to 687 code for a protein of 228 amino acids. The transcript is spliced from 4 exons. The record is from RefSeq and is a predicted model, not a curated record.